UGAGUCAGCUGAUUGGGCAGACGACAGCCACCCCCCGACGAGGCAAUACUAUGGCCGCCACGCUCCGUCAAACUCCACUCACCUGUAGCGGCCACACAAGACCUGUGGUUCAUCUAGCCUUCUCGAAACUCUGCACGGAUGGCUAUUUUCUCAUCUCCGCCUCGAAAGAUGGAAAGCCUAUGCUCCGGCAGGGCAACACUGGCGACUGGAUAGGGACGUUUGAGGGGCACAAAGGGGCUGUGUGGGGGGUGGCCCUCAACAACGAUGCUUCCCGCGCAGCUACAGCAGCUGCAGACUUCUCUGCCAAGGUCUGGGAUGCUGUUGCCGGGGAGGAACUGCACACCUUCUCUCACUCCCACAUUGUCAAGACUGUCGACUUCUCCUCUGACUCCACUGAGCUCCUCACUGGUUCCAACGAGAAGCUCCUCAAGAUCUUUGACCUGGGAAAACCAGAAGCCGAGCCUCAGGUGUUUUCGGGGCACACUGGAGGGCUGAAGCAUGUGCUCUUCAUGAAGGACGGAAAGCAGAUGCUAAGCUGUGCUGAGGAUAAGACGAUCCGUGUUUGGGAUAAGGCAUCAGGAAAGGAAGUACACAAGAUGGAAGUGGCCCACAACCCAACUAGCAUGGAAUUAUCUCCUGACGGCCAGACACUCACAGUCACUUAUGGCUCAAAAGUUGCGUUCCUCAACCCUGAAACUCUGGAGCAACAAAGGGAUGAGGUCACCAUUCCCACGGCUGUGUAUUCUGCCUCUCUUCACCCUGACCGUUCAGUGUUUAUUUGUGGAGGCGAAGAUUUCAAGAUGUACAAAUAUGACUACAGCACUAAUGUAGAGUUAGAAUCCUUCAAGGGUCACUUCGGACCUGUCCAUUGUGUACGGUUCAGUCCAGAUGGGGAACUCUAUGCCUCGGGGAGCGAAGAUGGCACUCUGCGACUUUGGCAGACAACAGUAGGCAAAACUUAUGGCCUCUGGAAGUGUGUAGAUGCCUCAUCUAAUGAAAUAAUCAAUACUCCUGCCAAACCAGAAGCUACUGCUUAAGUGUUGUUGUUUUUCUUCUUCUUCUACCACAAGUCUUGUACUAUAGUAAAUCCCUAAACCUGUCAGAAAGUUACAGAAUUUAACUUAAUUUAUUAUCUAGCUUUAAUAAACUUAAACAAGCUGGGAACUUCUCAUAAUAACAUAUAUUUUGUGUAAAAGACAAAGCAACUCGGUCCUUGUUGGAAGAAUGUGUUUCAGAUACGUAACUCAAGGAAAGCCUCAAGUAUUAGUUUCAGAAGAAAGAUGUUGAUCAGUUGGAAUUUUUUUCUGUGCCUUAAAUACAGCUAAGGCAUGUGUCAUCCUCAGUGAAGGAUGUAAAAGUGUUUGAGAUCGUGUGUGCCAGAAUAUAGUCUUUCAUCACUGAAUUGGUUGUAAUUUUAUGUAUUUAAAAAAAGGAAAAUUAUUAGAAAGCAUCAGCUGCAGUGUGCUUUCAAAACCUUUUGACCCAGUAUUCCCCUUUUUUUUGUAUCUUGCUUCCUGUAUUAGGUUUUAUUGUAAUUAGUCAAUAGUAUUUUGAAUGUUCUGAAGGUGUUACACACACUCCUGGUGCCUUAGUAACACUUGCAUGAGCUUGUCAAGGUCAUGCCUUUUUAUAGUUGAAGAAGAUUUGUCUCUUUAAGAAUAUCAGUCCUCCUGUAAUUUUUUUCAUUUGUAUUGGUAAUGUUUUACAGAUACCUGUUACUUUAUACCUAAACACAAUAGUUUUGUAUUAUUGUGAAAUGUACUUUGCCAUACCAGUGGUGUUGGGUUAGAUAUAAUGUGGAAUACCUUGAAGUAGGAAAACCUCUCUAUCUUUAUUUUAUAAGUGAAUCUCAAAAGUCUUCAAGAAAAAUAAAGAAAGUUAAAAAAAAGACAUUCCUAUGGCCAUGGUUGUACUUUUCAGUUUCUUUGUAUCUCGGAGGAUGUAAGCUCUCAUUCCCCACACUUGCAGCAAGACUCAGACCUGCUUAGUUAUAUGAUUAUUUUUAUAAUUGUUAUUAUUAUUAUUAUUAUUAUAACAACUAUUAUUACUAUUAUCAUUAUUGUUGUUCAUUGUUUAUUUUUUAUAUUAAAAUAAAAAAAAUAUCUUUUCUCUCCUUCCCCCUAGCAUUUAUGGUUUCAAAGAAAAAAAAAAAUGAGGGAGAGAAGGUGGAAGAGGGAGGGUAGGUCAGCAGGUCUCAAGGUCUCAAGGUCAAGGAAUGAGAGAAAGAGACCUUGGAAGAGAGCAGGUGGCAUGGUUAAUGUGAGAAGGGAGCAGGCCCCUGGAUCAUGUUCUGUGUACCUUGCGUAUGUAAAAGAGGAGUGAUGAGUAAACAUUAAAUUUGUUA
Messenger RNA from Penaeus vannamei (Pacific white shrimp), 2344 nucleotides. It is a transcript of the gene wmd, whose product is annotated as serine-threonine kinase receptor-associated protein wmd. Gene Ontology annotation, cellular component: SMN complex. Lineage: Eukaryota; Metazoa; Arthropoda; Malacostraca; Decapoda; Penaeidae. The record is from RefSeq and is a predicted model, not a curated record. Gene Ontology annotation, molecular function: RNA binding; protein binding. Gene Ontology annotation, biological process: spliceosomal snRNP assembly.